Messenger RNA from Trichophyton rubrum CBS 118892, 1173 nucleotides. RefSeq lists its product as uncharacterized. The transcript has 2 exons. The coding region runs from base 1 to 1173 and encodes 390 amino acids. The record is from RefSeq and is a predicted model, not a curated record. NCBI's taxonomy places the organism in Eukaryota, Fungi, Ascomycota, Eurotiomycetes, Onygenales, Arthrodermataceae.
AUGGGCUUCUUCAGGCGCAAGGAGGGCCGGGCAGCAAGCAACAACAACAACAACAACAACAACAACAUCCACCACCACUUCGAGAAGGACGGCCAGGAGUCGGUGUUCUCUAAUAGCAGUUCCAGAGCGUCGAGUACGUCUGCGAGACUGCCGGUGUCUUCCAUCAGGUCGAGCAACAACAGCCCAACAUCCCAUCCAAUACCCGAAGCUACCAUGGCGCCGCCGCCAGAUCCCAACCUGGACCCAGCAGCCUACCUGAGGAGUAUCCAUGCCGUCCGCCAGCGGUGCGGCCUGGUGAUGGAGAAGGCAAAGGAGAACCAGCUGAACCACUUUGACGUCGACAUGAGCAAGUUCCAGACGACGGCACAGUACAUCGUCUCUAUCAUCAAGAGAGACUACGCUCCGGAUUUCCAGAGCAUUCCUGACCACGGACGCUGGCAGCACUUUGACGUUGGCGGGAAGCCUCGCAUUAACCAGCUGCUCCAGUCAUGGCCUAGCACCAUCGACAAUCUGGAGAGAGCUCGCAGGCUGAUAGAUCUCUUCCUUGUGUCGGUUCUACUCGAUGCCGGUGCCGGAAACACCUGGAGCUACAAGUCAAAGGAGUCUGGAAAGGUGUACAGGCGGAGUGAGGGGCUCGCCGUCGCCAGUCUGGAGAUGUUCAAGGCUGGAAUGUUCAGCAGUGACCAUACCGAGCCAUGUCAGGUCGACGGAGCUGGUCUGAGGCGUCUGACCGUGGGAGCGUUGGCCAAGAGAAUGCAGCAUUCCGAAGAGAAUCCUCUUGCUGGUCUCGAGGGCAGAGCCGGCUUAUUGGCGCGGCUGGCAGACGCUCUGAACAACCAAGAGCUCUUUGGUGUUGAUGCUCGCCCCGGAAACAUGCUUGGUAGGUGUUUCAUGCUGUUUUCUCCCUUCCCCCCCCCCACUAUUCGGUAUUGCAGUACUAAAUGUUUACUAGACUACCUUCUUUCUCACCCAUCUACUCUCGCUUCUUCAGUUCCCAUCAUCCCCGUACCACUUCUAUGGAAUGUUCUUAUGGACGGAUUGUCUCCCAUAUGGCCACCAUCCCGCACACAGAUCGACGGAAUAUCGAUUGGUGACGCAUGGCCUUGCAAAGCCAUGCCUUCAUCCCCCCCCCCGCAGAACCGUGGGAAAACAUUGUCCCUUUCCACAAGCUGA